Messenger RNA from Papilio xuthus (Asian swallowtail), 1229 nucleotides. RefSeq names its product TATA-box-binding protein. NCBI's taxonomy places the organism in Eukaryota, Metazoa, Arthropoda, Insecta, Lepidoptera, Papilionidae. Gene Ontology annotation, biological process: DNA-templated transcription initiation. The record is from RefSeq and is a predicted model, not a curated record. Bases 218 to 1162 code for a protein of 314 amino acids. The transcript has 6 exons. Gene Ontology annotation, molecular function: DNA binding.
UUUGACAACACUGUUCGAUAAAUAUAAUUUUCCUAAAGUUGUAUACUCGGUAUUCUGUAUACCUUUAUUUCAUGACAUAAAAUUAACCAAAAUAAAUAACAUUGUACCAUAUUAUCGUAAUUUUAUUUUACUUAAUUUAAAGUAUGUUCGACCUUUGCAUGUACAAUUUCUUGUUUAUAUUUUCAAUCUGAGUGUGAAAAUUUUUCGAUAAACCAAAAUGAGCGAAGAAAAUAUAGUGUUUCACCCUGGUUCUGAUCAAGAAGAAAAUUCUGGACAAAUGCGGGAGGUUGGAAUUAAUGGUUCAAAUGAAAAUCAGGACAACAAUGAAAUAAUCAGUGAAAAACUUGCCAAUGAUAUAAAUGAUGUAAAAUCACAAGUUGUAAAUAAUGAGACAGAAUAUACUGACAUGAAUGUAAAUGAUGACAAAGACACCAGUAACGCACCUUUACAAAAAACUGAAUGUGAAAGGAUAAUGAAUACCCCACAAAAGGUUUUAGCUCAGACUUGUAUAAUGGGUGAUGUGUCGUUGACACCUACACAUAGAAUUUUUACACCACAAACUAGCAAUCCUCAUAAUGCAAUGGUUGCUAUUACUCCAAUUGCAACAGAAACCAGUCAAGCAAAGAAUAGUAUAAAGUUACAAAAUUGUGUUUCAUCUGUAAGCUUGGGAUGUGAAUUAAAACUAUUAGACAUUUAUAGUCGUACAAGGUUCUCAGAAUAUAAUCCGGCACGGUUUCAUGGUGUUGUAAUGAAAAUACUUGAUCCUCGGGCAACAGCUCUAGUUUUCAGGUCUGGGAAAAUAGUGUGUACGGGUGCAAGAAAUGAACAUGAUUCCUAUAUUGCUGCUAGAAAAUUUGCUAGAAUUAUACAAAAACUAGGAUUUCCAGCAAAAUUUUUAGAUUUUAAAAUACAAAACUUCAUCGCCACAGCUGAUCUCAGAUUUCCUAUAAGAUUGGAAUCAUUGCAACAGGCUCAUGGUCAAUUUUCAUCAUAUGAACCUGAAUUAUUUCCUGGGCUAGUGUAUCGAAUGGUGCGCCCAAAAGUUGUAUUACUCAUAUUUGUCAAUGGGAAAAUAGUUUUUACAGGUGGAAAGACAAGAAAUGAAAUAAGUGAAGCUUUAGACAUUAUUUAUCCUAUUUUACGAAGUUACAGAAAAAAUUGACUAAUUUACUUAAAUUUUGACCUGUAAAAUGUUUUAUUUAAAAAAUAAUUAAAAUUGUGUUACGAAU